CUUUCUGUGCCGGACUUCAAGGUCCAGGUCCAGCCUUUAAUUUAGGCACCUUGAUUUGAUUUUGAUGGCAGAAAAAGAUUUAGACGAGUGUCCCUGCAAAUUGGAAAAUGAAACUUGCAAUGUAAUUCACCAAAGCUUGAAGGAGCGCCAUGAGCUUUUGCGGAAAGUUUUGAAGCCUUUGAAGGGUCGUUUGGAAAUCUUAGUACCUAAUGGUGGUCUUGGUCUAAAUAGUCACUGCCCUUCUGGGGAACCUUGUUGGUCACAUAUUGCUCAUAAUGUGGAUGAUGUUGAAAGGUUCUUCAAAGAAACCGUUGAGAAUAGAGAUGAAGGGAUUGUGUUAAAGGACCUUGGUUCCAAAUGGGAACCUAGUGAUCGGAGUGGAAAGUGGUUGAAGUUGAAGCCUGACUAUAUUCGUGCUGGUUCUGAUCUGGAUGUUCUUAUCAUAGGGGGAUACUAUGGCUCUGGUCGUCGUGGUGGUGAGGUAGCUCAAUUCCUGGUCGGCCUUGCAGAGCGUCCAGCCCCAAAUACAUACCCUAGGCGAUUUCUUUCCUUCUGCAGAGUGGGUACUGGGCUUUCAGAUGAAGAGCUGGAUGCUGUUGCAACCAAAUUGAAGCCUUUUUUUAGGAAAUAUGAAUACCCAAGGAAGCCACCACCAAGUUUUUAUCAAGUAACGAAUAACUCGAAAGAAAGACCAGAUGUUUGGGUUGACAGCCCUGAGAAAUCAAUAAUUCUGUCUAUUACCAGUGAUAUCCGAACCAUAAGAUCUGAGGUAUUUGCUGCACCGUAUAGCCUGAGAUUUCCACGUAUUGACCGAGUGAGAUAUGACAAGCCUUGGCAUGAAUGCCUCGAUGUGCAAUCUUUUGUAGAACUUGUACAUUCAAGCAAUGGUACUACACAAAGGGGCACAGAUUAUGGUGGCCUUCAGGAAAGUAGACCAAAACGCAUGAAAUUCUCUAAGGGAGAGAGAAAGAACCUCUCUGUCGUUCCUUCUCAUUUAAUUCAGACUGAUAUUUCUGACGUUAUGGGGGGCUCCUCAAUAUUUUCAAAUAUGAUGUUUUACUUCGUUAAUUUUCCACCAACCCUGUCUCUUGAUUCCUUGCACAAAAUGGUUGCUGAGAAUGGAGGGACUUUCUCAAUGAAUUUGAAUAACUCAGUUACUCAUUGUGUUGCAGCUGAUAGCAAGGGGAUCAAGUAUCAGGCUGCAAAACUUCAUGGAGAUAUUAUUCAUUACUCUUGGGUAUUGGAUUGUUGCUCACAAAAGAAGCUCCUCCAUUUACAGCCAAAGUACUUCCUCUUCCUUUCUGGCUCAUCAAAGAAGAAGUUACAAGAAGAAAUUGAUGAAUUUUCUGACUCAUACUACCAGGAUCUUGAUCUUGCAGGCAUCAAACAGCUCUUAAGUAAUGUGGACAGAUAUGAGGCGACGAAAACUAUCGACUAUUAUAAGAAAAAGUACUGUCCAAAGAAGAAAUGGUCCCACUUUUAUGGCUGCUGCAUUUAUUUCCGCCCUUCAAUACCAUCUUUGAAACCAGAUUGGGAAGUUUUGUUGGGACUUGCAUUGAGGAGGUUGAAGCUUGAAGUUUCCAUGGCUGGUGGAAAAGUCAGCCACAGUAUUGCUCUUGCUACCCAUUUGGUAGUUUUGUCAGUACCAGGUUUUGACGUAGACUUUGAAACUCUAUUGAAAAGUUUCACUUCAUCAGAGAAGCAUCUUUUAUGGAACAAGGGGUUGCAUGUUGUGAAAUCUCAAUGGUUGGAAGACUGCUUGGAGAGGGACCAAAGAUUGCAAGAAGGACCAUAUAGCUUGAAGACCAUUGGGGUGCAAGAUUUGGAAAUUGUAGAGUGCAAUCAUGAUAAACAUGACCAGGAUCUAGGAGCCCCCGCUGGAUUGGACAAUGAAGAAAAACAGAAUAUGUCCCCUUCUCUUGAUUUAAGGGAACAGAUAACAGACAAAACUGCUUUAGGAAAACCUAAAACUUUGGCCUCAUAUGAGGGGAUCGGGAAAAGGAAAAGAGGAAGACCUGCUGGCACAAUCAUGAACAAAGGAAAAACAACUAUGACCCAAGCUCGAAGAACACGGGGACGUAUUGGACAGAGGCCUGCUAAAAUAUGUGAUAAUGAAUCAGAUGAAAGCUUAUCUCAUGACGAGAAGACACACAGAGAAGAGAACAACAUAAGAGAAGGAAAUCAUGAAACGGUAGGUACGGGAAGCUCAGAAAUCCAAGGGACUGAAAUAAUAGAAGAUUCUGAAUCAUCAGCUAGAGGCAAGGCAGCGGAGGAGGUUGAAAAAGAUAUUGGAUAUGAAGAGUGGCACGAUAAAGUUCCAAAUGUUGAAAUGACUAAAAUGCAUAUUAAUAGCAAAGACGGCGAGAGGUUGGAGAAGUUGGAAGUUAUGGCUGAUCCGGUUCAAGCCAUGUUGUUGGAUAUGAUUCCGAGCCUUGGAGCGAAGGAAGUUGGGACAAGAGAGAGAAUUCUCAAUGAUGAGAAACCACCCUUGGAUCCCAAUGCAGGGCCUACAAAGAAAAAGAAAGUGAGCUACAAGGAUGUUGCUGGUGAGCUGCUAAAGGAUUGGUAAAAUAUGAUAUGUUUGUUGGUUGUAGGUUUUGUAUGAGAAUGUGAAUGAGGGAAACGAAAUGAUUUCUCAGUAAUACGAGUUUUGUAUUAUUAGCAUAAUGCUGUGUCUAGAUUCUGAUGUGAGCAUCUUCAGUAAAAACUGUGAGCUCUCUUCAUUGUCUUGUAAUAUACCAAAGAGAUACUAUAUGCACUAUGUUAUUGUACUUUUCAUAUAGACCAAACACUAUUGUCAUUAUAUAAAUAUUGUGAUUUUGCCUGAG
Messenger RNA from Corylus avellana, 2828 nucleotides. The record is from RefSeq and is a predicted model, not a curated record. NCBI's taxonomy places the organism in Eukaryota, Viridiplantae, Streptophyta, Magnoliopsida, Fagales, Betulaceae.